Anguilla anguilla (European eel) is the source of this 4472-nucleotide messenger RNA. It is a transcript of the gene ncbp3, whose product is annotated as nuclear cap binding subunit 3. Gene Ontology annotation, molecular function: mRNA binding; RNA 7-methylguanosine cap binding. NCBI's taxonomy places the organism in Eukaryota, Metazoa, Chordata, Actinopteri, Anguilliformes, Anguillidae. The record is from RefSeq and is a predicted model, not a curated record. Gene Ontology annotation, cellular component: nucleus; cytosol.
GUGUUCGGCACUGUUGCUUGUAAAGCGGCCAUCCUGUCCAUAGACUGAUCCUGUCAGUCGCGUCUUCAGUGUGCUUUUGUGGGCUGUAGCUUCCUAGCCUGGACGAACUGCGAGUGAGUGAGAGAAGCUGCUAUGGCGGCAGUACGCAACCUCCGCGUGUCUGUGAAACCAGAGAGCGGGUCGGAUCGCUCAGAAUCGGAUUCUGACUCAGAUUCUGACAGGGAUCUCCGCGAACCAGAACCUAUGGAGGUGGAAGAGGGGGAACUCGGCUUGGAGGCCAUUCCGAUCCGCCGGUCUCUCAAAGAACUGUUACCGGAUACCAGCCGGCGGUAUGAAAACAAAGCCGGGACAUUCAUUACAGGAAUUGACGUGACUUCUAAGGAGGCUGUGGAGAAGAAGGAGAAGAGAGCCAGGCGGUUCCAUUUUCGCGCCGAGGGAAACCUGGCUCAGAGGAACGUGGUGCUAGACAGAGAGACGAUGAGGAAAGCGAUCCCAAAGAUACGUCUGGAGGCCCUGUACCUUUGUGGGGUGGAUGACAUGAGCACGCAGGAUAUUUUCGGGUUUUUCAAGGAGUACCCCCCAGCUCAUAUCGAAUGGAUCGAUGACACUUCUUGCAACGUGGUGUGGCUUGAUGAUGUCACUUCCACCCGAGCUCUCAUCAACGUCGGCUGUAUGCCCGACCCAUCAGUCACCACCUCGGGGACAGACGGUGCCAAAGAGACCGAUCCACCUGCUCCGCAGCGCACAGCCAGGAGGGAUCGUGGCUCAGAGGAUGAGGAAGAUGAAGAGGAGGACGGGGAGGUGGUCGACAAUGAAGAAGGCACGAAGGCAGAGAAGAGCAGCGAAGAGAGUGAAGGAAAGGCUAGCGAGAGCGAAGACGAGGGGGAGAAGAAGACGGCCUCAGAGAACUCCGAGCCGCACUCGUUGUCCGUGGCGGAGAGAGAGUCUAUCUUGCGCAACGACCUUCGAACUACGACCAAGGAGUUCAAGGGAAGGAACCUCUUCCUCAGGUUUGCUACUCAGGAUGAUAAGAAGGAGCUGGGAGCAGCCAGGCGGAGUCGGUACUACAUGAAGUACGGCAACCCCAACUACGGUGGGAUGAAAGGCAUACUGAGCAACUCCUGGAAACGCCGAUAUCAUACACGGAGGAUCCAACGGGACGUCCUGAAGACCAAGAAGCCCCUGAUCGGGGACAGCAUGGGCCACACACCGCCAUACAAACACAGGCACUCUGACCUGGUGAACCUACCUGAAGAGCCGAUAGAGGAAGAGGAGGAGGAGGAGGAGGAGGAGGGAGAAGACAUGGAUUCGGAAGACAGGGUGGUGGAAUACCGGGAGGAGCGAGAGAAGGGGGACAGAGACCGGGAGCGAGACCGGGAGCGGGACCGGGACCGGGAGCGGGACCGAGAGCGGGACCGAGAGCGGGACCGGGAGCGGGACCAGGAGCGGGACCGGGAGCGGUACAAGGAGCGAGACGGAGGUCUGCGCAGCAGUGCGGGUAGUCUGCGCAGACGCGGGUCCACGUCCGCCUCCUCGGACUCCGACGAAAUGGACUACGACCUGGAGCUGAAGAUGAUCUCCACGCCCUCGCCCAAGAAGAGCAUGAAGAUGACCAUGUACGCCGACGAGGUGGAGUCCAACCUCAAGACCUUACGGAACUCAGUCCGUGGGGAGGGCGGGUCCAGCAGCGGCGUAAGGAACCGGAUUGGGAGCGGAGGCGGAGGCGGAGGCGGAGGCGGAGGUGGGACCAAGACGGCGGCGGUGGAGAAGGUGACGGACGUGAGGCAACUGCUGGAGGAGAAGCGGCAGGGCCUGGCGCAGCAGCAGCGAAGCCCGCAGCCCUACAUGAACGCCACGGCGAGGACAGAUGUUCGGAAGAGACUGGGAAAGAGGCCCCACUCCCCCGAAAGUCGGCGUUCCACCUCGCCGGUGCCCCCCGGGCCCCCCCCCCCUCGCCGCGAGCCCCUGACGGACGUACACAGCAGACUGGGGGUCCCCAAGCAUGACGCCCGCGCCCUCCCCUCCCAGGCUCCCAAAGAAAAGAAGACAGGCGGGCUGUGGAGCAGGCUUGGCUCCUCCCAGAUGGAUAAAGUCCCUGAGAAGAAGGCUGACAGCAAGGGUGUGGGCGGGGCCAAAGGCUCAAAGGCGGGGCCUGAGGAGGACGACUCUGAGCUGCAGAAGGUGUGGGGUGCCAUGAUCAAGGAGAAGGAGCAGCAGUCGCACAAGAUGAAGAAGAGCCGCCUGGACAACCUGCCCUCCCUGCAGAUCGAAAUCAGCCGGGACAGCAGCAACGGCUCGGACAGCGACUCCUGAGAUGGAGGCCGAGGUGGGCGGGGGAUCAGGCGGGGUGGAGGACGGGGAGUCAGGUGGGGUUGUGGAUGAGACAGGACUGAGGAAUAGGGUUCGGGAGAGAGGGACAGUGCUGAGUAGAGACCCUCUGGGAAGAAGAGAGCAAAAGAUGGACAGACAGAUGGAAGAAGGCAGCACAGGGAGGAAGAGUGCUGGCUUCACAGUCAUCUAUAGCAGAAUGGGAGGCCUUCCCUGCCAUCUCACUGCUCCUCUUUUCCCCCCUCUCUUUUCCUGCACUCGUUCUCACAUUCGUUUCUACUGAUGUUGCACUCCCUUCCUGUCCUUGCGCACAGGAGGGACUGUUAAGUGACAUUGCUCGCUCUUCAAAAUGAGAACCAAGAAAGACUCAGCCAUUCAAAUUAUUGUGUGUGACCAGAAUGAAAUUAACUCAUUCUUUUCCACCCAUGAUGAAAGAAAAACACUUGUCACCACUUUUCUUUAGGCAGUUUUUUCACAGGCUGGAGCCAGAGGGGAGAAACACUUCCAGGGUAGACGCAAUUCCUACAGCCCACCACGUCCAGGAAACUGCAUUUCCCAUAAGACACUGUGCCCAUGGAAUUGAGUAGAAUUUCAGGAAGAAGAACAGCUAGCUGUUCUGCCGGCCUGUGUUUGGGGACAGGGGUCGUCAGCCGCUAAUGUUAGAAUUCUCUUGCGCCACACACUUUGGGGAACGUGCUGAAAUCAGACUUCCUUCUUUGGGACAGGAGUCCGUUCAGUCAUUUGGAUGAUGAGACUGGUGUCAUCCGAAAGCCCUUUCCCACCCCAGCCUUGAUAAUGCCGUGUUCCAAUGAGUGGCUGUGAUCGCAGUCACCAAAUGACUUGUGAGCAAGGGUGUUGUCACGUGCGGGGGGGAAACACAUUCCACUUCUCCUGAACCAAAGGAUGUGUGCUUUUACUACUUGCUCAUUUUUUAUUUGUCCUUUGUGUAAUCGGGUGCUUCUGUUAAGAUUAAAAACAUAUUUUUCAGGAGACAAAUGGCCUUUUCCAAGAGAAGAAUUGUCUCCAUACUGGAGUACGAGGUGCAGUGUGGGAGUAUGAAUGAUUCAGGACAAUGAUUUUGUGAGAGAUUCAUCAAUGUGCAGUCAAAACAUUUCCCCCCACAGUUUGUAGAUUAAGAUAUACCAAUGAGAAUGCCGCCGUGUAAAUACAGUCAACCUUUUUACGGUUUGGCCACAGGUGGAAACGAGGUGGUUUUAAUCCUUUAUGUCAAAUAUUGAGCAAAGAAAAUGAAUGAAAUGUAUCAGGUUUUGAAAGCAGAGAAAUGUGAUACUGGCUUUGUUCCCACUUGCCUUUUUACACAAUAUAUCCAACUUCUCAACAAAUCUGAUUGUCGCAAUUGAUUAUUGUACUCUGAACACAAAAAAACUGUUGUGGUUCGAAUUUGUCCAAAUUCAGUUUCAAUUGUAUUGUGGGGGGUAGUCUGGAUCGAAUUCUGCAAAUAUCGGACUUGAAUGUAAAAGGUCCAGCACGUCACCAACAUUCUACUGACAAAUAACAUCCUGUAAUAAGCUUAUGGGAGUCGCAAGAUGCCCUGUUGUGCUGCUGGUCAUUGGGUACAACAGGGAUGCAACACUGAGUGAACUGCUGGGAGAAAUGCAAAGUCCAAAUGGUAGGAAUUGUAUGAACAACAUUAAAAUUCAAUUGUAAGCACAACUACGAAUGCCAGAUAUACUUGAUAUUUGAUUUGUCAGCUAAUACGAGUGUAAAUUGGUCCAUACAGUCCCUGUCAUCACUGUAGCGUAUAUUCAUAAUUUUGCCAAGAAUUAUGUUUGUAUCACAUUUUAUUUUUCAAGUGCUUUUCAUUACACCUUAGCUACUGAUUUUCCUUAACUAAACAUGCUCCAAUCCAGACGGGAAUGGCAAACAACUAAAGGUAAUUCAGUUAAUUAUUAUUUGAGACCAAGGUCAACUAUACUUUCCAUAAUGGCUAUGAACAUCUGUUCACUGAUUCAACAUGGAGCUUAAAAAGUUUGCCUUAUUAACAUUGUUGUAUGGGCUUACUCAACUCUCCGGUAUUGUAUUAUAUGUAACGGGUUGGUGUAAAUUCUAUUUUAGUUUGGGAACUGAAUUAAAAUUCAGCCCAUUAAUUUGAUAAAUCCCGUUGGAAGACUGUGGGGAUUUUU